AGAAAACACCGUACUAGAUCUUUACGGUUUCCUCGUAUAAACAUACUGGCCCAGCGAUACAGUGCCGCAGUGAAAAGCUAGUGAAUAUCUUUGGCAAUUGGACAGUGCACAACGGUGCAAGAAGAUCGAGCAAAUUGAUGUAUUCGGAGUUUCCGUGCGUGUGGUUCUAUCUAACAGAAGGCGCAGUGCUUACCUCUACCAACAUUCGAUACAGCACUAAUCUAACACUUCACAAACAACACAAAAGCUAUACCAAACCCUGGGAUUUACAACCAACCGCAGUGGAAACAGUGACGUCAAAAUGGUGAACGAAUACACGGGACCACCUCCGCAGGAAAUGGAAACAUUCCUGCCUCAGGAUGGAAAAAACGGAGCCACUGUGUACAAGUUUACACCCGCCAAAUCUGAUGUCGAGGCAAAUGGUACAAUGCAGUUCGAUCCGUUUAAAGAACGGAAACUGGAACACCCAACAACUGAUGGCGAAACAUUAACUCAUUUGUUGAAGGCUUCGCUCGGUACGGGUAUCCUGGCGAUGCCGGUCGCGUUCAGCUAUGCUGGUCUUGUGGGAGGUAUCUUGGCUACCGUGUUCACUGCUUUCAUCUGCACGCACUGCGCCUACGUACUGGUGAAGUGUGGGCACACACUGUACCGUCGCACCCAUCGAACAGCGAUGAGCUUCUCCGAGAUUGCCGAGGUUGCGUUCGAGAAUGGACCGGAAUGGGGCCGUCGGUUUGGCAUGCCUACGUCUUAUUGUAUCCGAUACGGAUUGUUCAUAACGUAUUUCGGCACCUGCGCCGUCUAUACCGUCAUCAUUGCAACCAACUUCCAGCAGGUGAUCGAGUAUUACUACGGCAGUCCGUUGAAUCUGCGCGUCAUGAUUGCGUUGCUGCUUGUCCCGCUGAUCCUACUGUCGUGGGUACCGAAUCUAAAGUACCUCGCACCGGUCUCCAUGGUCGCUAACGUGUUUAUGGGCGUUGGAUUGGGCAUUACGUUCUACUAUCUCGUCACCGAUAUGCCAUCGGUCGAAUCGCGUCCCCUAUUCCUACCCAUUAUGCAAUGGCCCGCAUUCUUUGCCAUUGUCAUCUUUGCUAUGGAGGCUAUCGGUGUGGUGAUGCCGCUGGAAAAUCAGAUGAAAACGCCUCAGAACUUUAUCGGUAUUUGCGGCGUGCUAAACCAGGGUAUGGCUGGUGUUACGCUGAUCUACAUCCUGCUCGGUUUCCUCGGUUACGUUAAGUAUGGUGAUGCGGCGGAAGGAAGCAUUACGCUCAAUUUGCCAAUCGAUGAAAUUCCCGCCCAAGCAGUAAAAAUCCUGAUUGCCUUGGCAGUGUACUGCACGUUUGGACUGCAGUUCUACGUGUGCCUUGAUAUUGGCUGGGUUGCCAUCAAGGAUCGCUUCACCAAGCGACCGAGGCUGGUUGAGUACGUUAUGCGCACUAUCCUCGUCACUGCUGCCGUCCUGCUAGCCGUCGCUGUCCCGACCAUCAGUCCGUUUAUUGGUCUCAUCGGUGCAUUCUGCUUCUCGAUCCUGGGCUUACUGAUCCCAAUUGUCAUCGAGAUGGUCACGUACUGGGAGGAAGGGUUCGGACCCGGUAACUGGAUCGUGUGGAAGAACGUAGUCGUCUUCGUUUUUGGUAUCGUUGCGCUCGUGUUUGGUUCCAAGAACGCCAUAGAGGAGAUUCUUGCCCUGUACACUUAGGUCUGCAGCACCUUAGCCAGUGGAGCAUUCAAUGAAAAUUGGCUCAAACACCAUCAAGCAAUUACACCGACGAACACCUAACUAGAGGGAUUUGCUGACUGAGAAUCAAACUGCCUUUCGUUUGCUUUUCUACAGCUACAAUUUUCUAUCUGUUUUGCUAUUUAGACUUUUGGUUUAUUGCACGGCUUUUGUGCAUAUGCGCCAAGCGCAAUCUUACGUUGGAUGGGACGUCUUCUUCAUCCAGAUAAGUGUGUGUGAAUAAGCGGAGAAAAAUAACGUGUGCCCACUGUCGUUUCAAAUAUUGCAAACUUCUGGAGUUCACUUAUAACGGGAAAUGGGAGUGCAGAAUAUCCGGAAAUAGGAGAUGUUUAUUAGGCUGGAACCAUCCUUAAUACACAUACACAAGUGCCUCAAGUAUAGUAGAGCAACAGCUGAUAUUGCGUAUUAGUGUAGCAGCGGACAGUAAAACAGACACACAUUGCAACUUAACCCAACAAGCAACAAUGUCUUUAUCUGCUAUGUGGCCAUUGUUGUUGACCAGGCGCUGGCGAUCCUGCGUCUGGUGUACGUGUUUUUUCCUUCAGUUUUUUGGAAAAAAUGGAAGUUAACAAAACAACAUUUUGGACACGUUGUUUAGCUUUUGAAGCGUUGAAUCGCCCGUUCUCAGGGAUGAUGAGUGAGCAUUUCAUACAGUUAUACAAAACCGCGGAAAACAAAACAAAAACUACUCUACAUACAGCUAACGAAUGGUGGCAAGUGGACGAUGCGCAAAUGUUUGACUGUCCAAAUUGUAACGUUUUGUUUUAUUUCUGUCGCUGUCAGCCAUGUGUUGCUUUUAUCAACAAGUUUUUGUUGUUUUUCUGAAUUUGUGCGUAGCCCAAUGCCUCCACAAAUCAGUUUCCCAGACUACGAUUACCGAUAAGAGCGCCACUCAAUAUAAACAACACGCAGUAAUUGCUGAUUUGUCUUAUCAAAUGUUGAUCUCGUGCUACGAGGUUGACUAACCAUCCCCAGGCAUACACGAACGUGUUAAUGGUUCUUUUUAUAAAAGAACCAUUUUCCAUGGUGUUCAAAUCCAUCAAAGUAAAAAUGGAAAAGGUCAUCCUUAUCCAAGGCAAAUUCAAAUUUGAAUGAAACGAAAACGCGCAGUGCGAGAGAUUUGAUCCAACAUUAAAAACAGACUGUAGCGUAGCCACUUCCAACUAUCCUCCUAAUUUUGAAACUUCAACGGAUUACCCGGACCCGAAAAACCCACCGGCUUUCUCGCUUUGGCAGGUUUGAUUGUUAGGCAGAACGAGAUAGCAUGUCGAUUUUUCCAUUCGGGUUAUCCGUUUUAACCCGUCAGAAUAUGAAGGGUAUGUAUGGAUCUUUGGGACAAUCAUUCGGCAAAUGCGCGCAAUCAAUUAUACCGUUUAACGUGGCAAGCGCCAUGUCGAUUUCCAUGAACUUUCCAUUCUAGUCACGUCGGAUCUCUCAGACUGAGGACAGACGAAAAGAACGCUAGAUAGCAAUGCAGCCAUCGUCAAUCGUCUGCCAUCACGACAGGAUAAUGGUAAUGGUAAUCAGUCGACGUGUCGUGAACGGAAAGGCAUCUAAAAAUGGCAUGGCGUUUAGUAUGUUAAUGCGCUUUCCACAGAGCAUUCUAAGUCCUUUUUGUUUCACCGAAGAAGGAAACCUACCAAACAACGCUCAAAAUCGGUAACUUUUGCAUAACGUUAUACUUGAUCGUUCCCAGACGUAGUACUUCAUUCAUUUACCUUUGUUUGUUAGUUUGUUUGUUUGCUUCCAUUCCUAUAAUUAAUCAUGUUUUCUCAUUGGCCCGCAUUAGAUUAAGUGAAUAUUGGAAAAAUAAGUAUGAACAUUAUUUCGGUGCCAGAGCUGAACGGCACGUUAAGAUUUACAUUGACUGUAAGAAACCGUAUGAUUGCUGAAAAAAGAAACAAAUAAGGAAAAAAUCAAUAUGAUAAAUACACUAGUAAGAUUACAUGA
Messenger RNA from Anopheles moucheti, 3685 nucleotides. It is a transcript of the gene path, whose product is annotated as proton-coupled amino acid transporter-like protein pathetic. The record is from RefSeq and is a predicted model, not a curated record. Gene Ontology annotation, cellular component: vacuolar membrane. The transcript is spliced from 6 exons. Gene Ontology annotation, molecular function: amino acid transmembrane transporter activity. Bases 302 to 1696 code for a protein of 464 amino acids. Gene Ontology annotation, biological process: amino acid transmembrane transport. NCBI's taxonomy places the organism in Eukaryota, Metazoa, Arthropoda, Insecta, Diptera, Culicidae.